AGCCGCCGGCGCGGCCGCCGCGCUCCUCCAUGGCCCGCGCGCUGCCGGGGCCGCCUCCCGGGGGCGCGCGGCGGGCGGGCACGCGCGCGGGCAGGGAGCAGUUCCGGGGCACGCGCGCGGGCAGGGAGCAGUUCCGGGGCACGCGCGCGGGCAGGGAGCAGUUCCGGGGCGCGGCCAUGGAGCAGUUCGGGCGCGACUACGCGCGGCUCUGCGCGGCGGCGGGCGCUGCCCCGCAGGAGGCCGUGCUGCGGCGCCUGCGGGAGCCCGACGGGGCGCGGGGCCGCCUGGACCUGGCGGCGCAGAGCCUCUCGCUGCAGACGUGCAGCGCGCUGGGCCGGCUGCUGCCCGGUGCUGCGCCCUUCGUCGCGCUGGCGCUCGGCGACUGCGGCCUUAGCGAGGAAGGUGUAAGACUUUUGUUGCAUGGUCUUUGCUCCAACACCACAGUCAAAUCUUUGGAUCUGAAGGGAAAUAACCUGCGAAGCAUGGGAGCUGAGGCUUUGGGAAAACUUCUUAGGCAGAACAAAUCCAUCAGGAGCUUAACCUUAGAGUGGAACAGCCUCGGCAUGUGGGAGGAGGGCUUCUCCUUUUUCUGCCAAGGACUGAGAGCAAACAACUUUCUUCAGCAUCUGGAUCUGCGCAAUAACCAGAUUAACCAUCAAGGGGCCGGAGAGCUGGCUGUGGCCCUGACACAAAAUACCAGCCUUCAGGAGCUGGAUUUGCGAUGGAAUAACGUUGGGCUUCUGGGUGGCCGAGCUUUGCUGAACUGCUUGCAUAGCAACAAGUCCCUGAAGAGGCUUGAGCUGGCAGGGAACAAUGUUCCUGGUGACAUCCUGAAAGCUGUGGAACAAGCCUUGGAUCACAACCAAGAUCGUGAGGUUAUCCUAAGUGAGGCUCAGAACCAAGUGAACAUCCUCAGCAAGGAGGUUUUGAGUCUGAAGGAUGAGAAGAACAAGCAGUUCAUGGAUUUUGUGGAUGCUGUAGACAAGCAGAAAGAAGAAAGAGCCAGGAGUGCAAAAAUGUCUGCAGCACGAGUCAGCCAGCUGCAGGAAGCAUUGGAUGAACAGUACUCCAUUAUGAAUUCACUGAAAACCAAGCUGCAGAUGACUGAAGCUGCCCUGGCUCUGUCUGAGCAGAAGGUGCACAGCUUGGGAGAGCUGCUAAAUGCUAUGAAACAAGAACAAAACUGUAUGGCUGAGUGCCACUUCAGGGAGCUCCAGCAACAAAAACAGGUGAGCUGGGAAGGUGCUGAUCGGGAAGGCAGGCUUUUGCAUGACUUGUCUGCUGCCAGUGAGAAAAAUCUGCUGCUGAGAAACCAGGUGAAUGAGUUGGAGAGGAAGUGCAAAGUUCAGCAGGACCAGCUGUUCCAGGUAAAACAAGACUUGACCAACACAACAGCAGAGCUGAAGCUGCGGGCUGUGGAGGCUGAAGAACGUCUGGAAAUGGAGAAGAGAAGAUUUAAACAAAGCCUUGAAGAUAUGGAAUCCCUUCGGAUAAAAGAGGUGGGUCGCAUGACACAGCACAUGGAGGCCAGUGAACGUUCAAUGCACAACAGGAUCCAGAGUCUGGAGGCCAUCAGGAUAUCUCUGGAGGAGGAGCUGAGCCAAGUCAAAGCAGCUGCACUAACUGAGCGAGGACAGGCAGAGGAGGAGUUAAUAAAAGUCCGGAGUCAGGCACGCUUGGAGGAGCAGCAACGACUAGAACACUUAGAAAAGAAGCUGCAGCUGAUGACUGAGUCAAGGGAUGAAGCUCAGAACUGCUGCCUUAAGCAAAAAGAAAUGGUUGUUGAGGCCCAGGCCAAAGCCAAACAGUUGAGCCUGUAUGCUGAUGGACUCAGGAGGAGGCUGGAUGAACUUCAGCAGGACCUGGACAGUAAGGAAGAGGAGAAAGUGACAGAGCUAAAUAAGGUGAAAGUGGAAUUACAGGAACAGAUUGGGCACCUGGAGGCUGAACGCACAGCCCAGGAUGGGCUAAGAGAGAAGAUUUCAGCUCUGGAAAGACAGCUAAAAGCCCUAUCCAGUAAUCACCGUGAAGCACUGCUGGACAAGGAGGGUGAGAUCUCUCUGCUGCUGGAGAAGCUGAGGAUGAAGGAGGCUGAGAUCUCCAGGAUGAGGGAAGAGGAGGCCCAGCGCGCAAGUUUCUUGCAGAAUGCCAUCAUGGCAUAUGUGCAGGGAUCUCCCUUGGGAACCCACACUUCUAGGAAAUGAGUGUGGCUUAAUGGAUCCAAAUACCUGCUGUCAGGGAAAGAGUGAGCAACUCAGGUACAACUCCUUCUUAAAUCGGACAAGUUUUGUCAGAGUGGGGUGACACAAAGGCUCGGAAACAGACAAAGACUCUUACUGUUCAGAAAUCUUACUCCUGAUGGCAUAAGGGAGAGGCGGAAACAACCAUCCAGGCCUGUGGGUCCGAGUCCCCGAUGUGGAGCCCCCUCCCCUGCACUGCCGCAGCCUAUUGGUACAGCGAGUUACUGUUACUGGGGAAGCUUGUAUGUUCCCUGGCAGGGUCCUGCCACAGCAUUUGUUGGGAUGCCAGGACUGUUCACAGAGAAACAUGAGAAAAAGCUGCAGGAGUGUUUACAGUUCCCUAUGGGCCGGAGCAAUUUGCCUUGCUAGUGGGAUCUUGCAACUGCUGGAAACGCCAGAUAUUACCCACCUGUGCUUUUUUUUACACAGUGUUUACAGACAGAAGCAGAGUCUGAUGGGGCCCUCUCUGGCCUGUUUACCCACCUGCUGUGGCUCUGGCUGUAUUGGUGGGCAGUAGAUACACAUUCCAAAUGGACAGAGACAGCUGUACCCAGGGGCUUCGGGUGCAGUGCUGUCCAUGUCCCUGUGGGACAGCUGGGCUUGGGCAGUGGUUCUACUUCUGCGACGAGAGGCAGGGAAAGGGUGAGAGGAUGAUUGGCUAUUAACAUCUGUGCUUCUUCACUGUGAACUGCAGCCCUUAACUGUAGGUGUUGUGGCCAGUAUUGCUACAGGAUUUAGUUUCACUAAUACAAAUGGCAAAACUGUUCUCCUGAGGCUCAGGCUCCUAGAACUGAGUGCCGUGGCCUUAACCUGGAGAGGAGCGAUGCUUCUGGUGUGACACCAGGGAGUUGCUUCUCAGAGCACAAAGGGGAGGAGGUGGUUCCUCUCCUGACAGCACAAGUCCUUGCAUGACCUGGAGAAAAGGAAGCGGGGUUACGAGAGUCUGAAUAGGAGAAAGCAAGACCUGUUGUCAGGUCAGCCAUACUGAGCCCUGAGGGAGCUCUUCCUGUGAGUCUGGGGUGGGAACAUAUCUUGGAGUACAUAUUUUAAGAGACGCCUGGCAGAUGAAAGUCUCUGUGUAGACUGCUUGCUUUGUGCUCAUGAUUUUUAUAUUGGGUUUUGCUCUGCUUAAUAAAGAACUUUUGCAUUUUGCCAUUAACACUG
Messenger RNA from Prinia subflava (tawny-flanked prinia), 3404 nucleotides. It is a transcript of the gene LRRC45, whose product is annotated as leucine rich repeat containing 45. NCBI's taxonomy places the organism in Eukaryota, Metazoa, Chordata, Aves, Passeriformes, Cisticolidae. The coding region runs from base 30 to 2204 and encodes 724 amino acids. The record is from RefSeq and is a predicted model, not a curated record. Gene Ontology annotation, cellular component: centrosome. Gene Ontology annotation, molecular function: protein binding. The transcript has 17 exons.